Talaromyces rugulosus is the source of this 1146-nucleotide messenger RNA. RefSeq lists its product as uncharacterized. Gene Ontology annotation, molecular function: deoxyhypusine synthase activity. Bases 1 to 1146 code for a protein of 381 amino acids. Gene Ontology annotation, biological process: peptidyl-hypusine biosynthetic process. Lineage: Eukaryota; Fungi; Ascomycota; Eurotiomycetes; Eurotiales; Trichocomaceae. The record is from RefSeq and is a predicted model, not a curated record. Gene Ontology annotation, cellular component: cytoplasm. The transcript has a single exon.
AUGGCGACCCCAAAUUCCAAUACAGAUGCUUCUAAAGCUCCAACAAUCGCUACGCAAAAUGACAAUAACAGUGUUCUCCCCUCCUCCGCCGCAGCAGCCGUCCUUGUUCCAUCCGCUCCAGUCCCCGAUCAUGUCCAGAAAGUGCGCGGUGUUGAGUUUAACGACUACGCCGGUCGCGACAUCACCGUUGCCGAGCUAGUAGCAAACAUGGCCACGAUGGGGUUUCAAGCGAGUGCAAUUGGCGAGGCCACACGCAUUAUCAACGAUAUGCGUGCAUUCCGAGACCCCGAGACAGGCGAUAGCACGACUAUAUUUCUCGGAUACACCAGCAAUUUGAUAUCAUCAGGUUUACGGGAAACAUUACGAUUCUUGGUGCAACACAAGCAUGUCUCGGCCAUUGUCACGACAGCCGGGGGUGUAGAGGAGGAUUUUAUCAAGUGUCUGGCCCCGACCUACCUGGGAUCAUUCAGCACGCCCGGUGCCGGGCUUCGCGCACAAGGGCUUAAUCGCAUUGGCAACCUGGUGGUUCCAAAUAGCAAUUACUGUGCAUUUGAAGACUGGCUGGUACCUAUUCUGGAUAAGAUGGUGGAUGAGCAGGAAGAAUCGAAAAUAAAAGCGCAGCAGAGCGGAGAUCCGGAUGACGAAUUACACUGGACCCCGUCGCGAAUUAUCAACCGACUGGGCAAAGAAAUUAAUAAUGAAGAAUCUGUUUACUACUGGGCUUGGAAGAACGACAUUCCUGUCUUUUGUCCGGCGCUAACGGAUGGCUCGUUGGGAGACAUGCUUUAUUUCCACACGUUCAAGUCGUCGCCCAAGCGGCUCCGGGUCGAUAUUGUCGACGAUGUCAGACGAAUCAACACCAUGGCAGUUAGGGCCCGGAGAGCAGGAAUGAUUAUUCUUGGCGGAGGAGUGGUCAAACACCAUAUUGCCAACGCGUGUUUGAUGAGGAAUGGUGCCGAGAGUGCAGUCUAUAUCAACACGGCGCAGGAAUUUGACGGCAGUGAUGCAGGCGCCAGACCGGAUGAGGCGGUUAGUUGGGGGAAGAUCAAAGCCGGGGCAGACAGUGUCAAGGUGUAUGCAGAGGCUACUAUUGCUUUCCCGCUGAUUGUCGCCAGCACAUUUGCGCGGGCCAAUGCAAGCAAAUGA